GUGCUAUCCUGCCUCUGCCAGCCUGCGCUCCAGCCAGGGACCCCAACUUGGGUCCCCUGAUAGCUACUGGGAGAAAGUUCCCGGAGCCACUUCCGGGAGGGAGGCGCCACCUGUCUGGGGCGCGCCCUGUCGCUGGAAUUCUGCAGGUCAGUGUCUCUGACCACUUGGCAGGGACCAGCCAGGAUCCUUAGGCCGGAGACCGCGUCUUUUAAACUGCGGAGCAGACGGAUGGAGAGCCGGCUGAGGACUUAAGGAAAGAAAAUCUGGAUCUGAAACGCUGAGUCUACAGAGAAUUUCACAGUAAUGAAUCAGUGCAUUUAUAGAGGAAUGGAAGAAAACAAGGAAAGACCCAAGCGGCCAAGACAGAACAACUUCUCCAUGUUUCCCUCUCCCAAAGCCUGGAAUUUCAGAGGGCGGAAACGGAAGCAGAGUGCCCAGGAUGAAGAUGCCGUCAGCCUGUGCAGUCUUGACAUAAGUGAACCUAGUAAUAAAAGGGUCAAACCCCUUUCCAGAGUCACGUCGCUCGCAAACCUCAUCCCACCUGUGAAGACCACGCCGUUAAAACGCUUCAGCCAAACCUUGCAGCGGUCCAUCAGUUUCCGCAGCGAGAGCCGCCCAGACAUCCUCGCCCCUCGAGCCUUGUCCAGAAAUGCCACCUCCUCGAGCACAAAGCGGAGGGACAGCAAACUGUGGAGUGAGACCUUUGAUGUGUGUGUCAAUCAGGUGCUUACGGCCAAGGAGAUCAAACGACAGGAGGCAAUCUUUGAGCUUUCUCAAGGUGAAGAAGACUUGAUAGAAGACUUGAAAUUAGCAAAGAAGGCCUACCAUGAUCCCAUGCUGAAGCUCUCAAUAAUGACAGAACAAGAACUGAAUCAAAUUUUUGGAACCCUGGACUCUCUCAUUCCUCUACAUGAAGAGCUCCUUAGUCAGCUUCGAGAUGUUCGGAAACCCGAUGGCUCCACCGAGCAUGUUGGUCCCAUCCUCGUGGGCUGGCUGCCUUGUCUCAGCUCCUAUGACAGCUACUGCAGCAAUCAAGUUGCUGCCAAAGCCCUGCUGGACCACAAAAAGCAAGACCACAGAGUGCAGGAUUUCCUCCAGCGCUGCUUAGAGUCCCCCUUCAGCCGCAAACUCGAUCUCUGGAACUUCCUCGAUAUUCCCAGGAGCCGGCUAGUAAAAUACCCUCUGCUCCUUCGAGAAAUCUUGAGGCACACACCAAAUGACAAUCCAGAUCAGCAGCACUUGGAAGAAGCUAUAAACAUCAUUCAGGGAAUUGUGGCAGAAAUCAACACUAAGACUGGGGAGUCGGAAUGCCGUUAUUACAAAGAGCGGCUUCUUUACUUGGAAGAAGGCCAGAAGGAUUCCCUGAUUGACAGCUCAAGAGUCCUGUGUUGUCAUGGAGAACUAAAAAAUAACCGGGGUGUGAAACUACAUGUUUUCCUGUUCCAAGAAGUGCUUGUGAUCACACGCGCUGUCACUCACAAUGAGCAACUCUGCUACCAGCUGUACCGGCAGCCCAUCCCUGUGAGGGACCUCAUGCUGGAAGACCUGCAGGAUGGAGAAGUGCGGCUGGGCGGCUCCCUGCGCGGGGCCUUCAGCAACAACGAGAGAAUUAGAAACUUCUUCAGAGUCAGUUUCAAAAAUGGAUCCCAAAGUCAGACCCACUCACUACAAGCCAAUGACACCUUCAACAAACAGCAGUGGCUCAACUGUAUCCGUCAAGCCAAGGAAACAGUUCUGUCUGCUGCUGGGCACGCUGGACUGCUUGACUCUGAGGGACUGUUCCUGGGUCCUGACACUGAGAACAAGGAGCCACAGGGAGAAACAAAACUUGAGCAGAUGGACCAAUCGGACAGUGACUCGGACUGCAGUAUGGACACCAGUGAGGUCAGCGUCGACUGUGAACGGAUGGAACAGACAGACUCCUCCUGUACAAACAACAGGCCAGAGGAAAGCGUCUGACUGAAGCCGCUGACCAUGCCAGCAGCAGGCCCAUGUCUUACCUGUACAGUAUUCGCAUUCCACACACCAACAGUCUGGAGAGGCACUUUGUGAUACUUCUGUGCCCAUGUUGGCCUAGUCCCUCAUGUCUCUUCCUUGUCCCUA
Acomys russatus (golden spiny mouse) is the source of this 2103-nucleotide messenger RNA. RefSeq names its product Rho guanine nucleotide exchange factor 3 (gene Arhgef3). Lineage: Eukaryota; Metazoa; Chordata; Mammalia; Rodentia; Muridae. The record is from RefSeq and is a predicted model, not a curated record. The coding region runs from base 304 to 1959 and encodes 551 amino acids. Gene Ontology annotation, molecular function: guanyl-nucleotide exchange factor activity. The transcript is spliced from 13 exons. Gene Ontology annotation, biological process: positive regulation of Rho protein signal transduction; intracellular signal transduction.